GUCGCGGGCGGCUCCGCCCUGCGCGGCAGGGAAGGCGGGGCGGACGGGCUCCGGAAGGCGACGGGAAGGAACCGGAUUUGGGGCGAUGGCGGCGCCAGACGCGCUGCUGGUGAUGGGCGUGAGCGGCUCGGGGAAAUCCACCGUGGGCGCCCUGCUGGCAUCUGAGCUAGGAUGGAAAUUCUACGAUGCAGAUGACUACCACCCAGAGGAAAAUCGAAUGAAGAUGCAAAAAGGGAUACCGCUGAAUGACGAGGACAGAAUUCCAUGGCUCUGCAAAUUGCAUGACAUUUUACGAAGAGAUGUAGCCUCUGGACAGCAUGUAGUUCUAGCCUGUUCAGCUCUGAAGAAAGUAUACAGAGACAUCUUAAUACAAGGAAAAGAUGAUGCACCUCUAGAGUGUGAUCACUCGAGAAAUGAAGAAAAGCCAGUUGACGUGAAGCUCCUUGUGGUCCAUCUGACUGGGUCAUUUGACAUCAUCUCUGGACGCUUACUCAGAAGAAAAGAUCAUUUUAUGCCCCCUGAGUUACUGCAGUCGCAAUUCGAUACUCUGGAGACCCCAUCAGCUCCAGAAAACUUUAUCCAAAUCAAUGUGGACAAAAAUCUUUCAGAGAUAAUUGCUACAAUUAUGGAAACUCUAAAAUGAAAUGAGAAUCAUUUAUAUCAGUGGUCCAGACCCAUCAGACGUAACUCUGUCUCCCAUCUCAAACCAUGUUCUCUCCAGAUUCUUCUUAAGGUGAAUAAACCACAACGUGCUGAGGUAUUGUUCAGGUGGAUUUUUGGGAAUCUGGGAGACUUUUAUCAUCAUGCUGUGGCACAUUCAGAGAAAUGGAGUGGAAACUUGGAAAGUGAAGCUUCACUGAAGUUUACAUUCAUGUGACCCAAUCAAAUGAUCAGAGGAAAUUAUAUAAUCAAAGCUGUAAACCCUGACCUUAUUUAGAACAUUCUUGAUCAUGCUUGUACUUGGACAAAUAAAUGAAACUUGGCUACCCUGGG
Dama dama (fallow deer) is the source of this 993-nucleotide messenger RNA. It is a transcript of the gene IDNK, whose product is annotated as IDNK gluconokinase. Bases 86 to 643 code for a protein of 185 amino acids. The record is from RefSeq and is a predicted model, not a curated record. Lineage: Eukaryota; Metazoa; Chordata; Mammalia; Artiodactyla; Cervidae. Gene Ontology annotation, molecular function: gluconokinase activity. The transcript has 5 exons. Gene Ontology annotation, cellular component: cytoplasm.